AUGGAGAAGCACAUCGAACUACAGAGGUUCAACCAUGAGCCUCUGCGGCCGAGGGGCCGGGGCUCCAUUUCGGAAGGCAAAGGCCAGCAGUUCGAUCACGACAGAUAUGAAUUGGCGAAAGUGGGAAAGAAGCAGGUGUUGAAGCGUCGCUUCGGACUGGUGUCUAUGACCGGUCUCUCUUGCGGGUUGAUGUGCACCUGGGAGACUUUGCUUGUUAUCUUUUCAAUAGGCUUCCAAAACGGCGGACCUGCUGGUCUCAUCUACGGCUUCAUACUGAUAUGGCUGGGCAACUUCUCCGUCUUUGUCUGCAUUGGUGAACUUGCAAGCGCCGUCCCGACUUCUGGUGGCCAGUAUCACUGGGUCUCUUUACUGGCGCCGCGCUCAAACAGGAAGUUCCUCAGUUACGUGACUGCCGACUUGAUCCUGCAGUUGGUCAGUCUGAAUGAUCUCGAGAACACAUAUAUCCGCGAAGGCUGGCACGGCACGCUGCUUCUCUGGGGUAUACUGCUCUUAUGUGUCUUCAUCAACGUCUUUAUAAGCGGAGCGCUUCCCACGAUCGAAGUCGUCGUCCUCAUCGUCCACAUCCUUGGCUUCUUUGGCAUUCUAGUGCCACUGAUCUACUUGCCAUCGAGCCACAAUUCGGCCAAGAGGAUCUUCACAAUGUUCCAUAACGAAGGAGAGUGGAGCACGCCGACUCUGGCGUUCUUUGUGGGACUACAGGGCAAUGCUCUGGCGUUCGUUGGAACUGACUCAGUCGUUCAUAUGUCUGAAGAGGUAAAAAAUGCCAGCACCGACGUUCCACGUUCAAUGCUUCUCAGUCUCGUCAUUAACGGCACAUUGGCUUUAGGAAUGCUCUUCGCCGUUCUCUUCAGCGCCCACGAUAUCACAGACUUACUCAGCGACCAAGAAGCGACAACCGCGCCUUUUCUCCGCAUCUUCACACAGGCUGUCGGUUCCGAGGCCGGUGCUACAAUCAUGGUUGCAAUCAUCGUCCUACUCGAAUUCUGCAGUGCAAUGGGGUGCCUUGCAGCUGCAUCGCGCAUGACAUGGUCGUUCGCACGAGACCGCGGCCUUCCUUUCUCUCGCGCUCUCAGUAUGAUCGACAAACGAAGCACCAUCCCCGUCGUCUCCAUCCUCGUCGUAACCGUCUUCGCCGCCCUUCUCGCCCUCAUCAACAUCGGCAACAGCGCCGCCUUCAACGGCACAAUAUCCCUCGUCCUAGAAGGCUUCUACCUCUCCUACCUCCUCGCCAUCGGCCUCCUCCUCUGGCGCCGCGUCCGCGGCGACCUAGACAACCCAGACUCUUCGCAUACUAUCUUCAACGAAGCGCAAGUGGACGAGGCGUACGAUCGCAGUCUGACCUGGGGUCCGUGGCGUCUCAAGGGUGCAUGGGGCGUUGCGAAUAAUGUUGUUGCCAUUUGCUACCUUACUCUCAUCAUCUUCUUCAGCUUCUGGCCUAGCCAGCCCCAUCCGGAUCUAGUAAACAUGAAUUGGGCGGGUGUGGUGACGGGGGCGGUGGCCGCAUUUAGCGUGGCGUACUACUUGUUGUUUGCGAAGAAGUCGUAUACUGGGCCGAUUGUGGAAGUAGAUCCUCAUGUGUUGUGA
Molecule: messenger RNA, 1605 nt
Organism: Alternaria ventricosa
Lineage: Eukaryota; Fungi; Ascomycota; Dothideomycetes; Pleosporales; Pleosporaceae
Exons: 7
Coding region: 1-1605 (534 amino acids)
Biological process (GO): transmembrane transport
Cellular component (GO): membrane
Molecular function (GO): transmembrane transporter activity
Source: RefSeq, a predicted model, not a curated record